AAGUUACCGGGUACCCAUCGGUUGGUGGGUCGAAAUAUUCCCAAAGGAUUAUGUUUAGUAGGCCUCCCUCUGCCAGUUUCUUUUGUUGCGGUUUGUGAAUCAGUUCACUAUUAGCCAUAGUGAGGUUGUUUUCAAGUCUAGGAGUUACAGUGUAGAUUGACCUUAAGAUACUCAAGCUUUGUGGAAGAAAUGUCCGAUAACUCUUCAUUUGGAUCCACGGUUAAAUUUGGUCACAAUGUCAAAACGUUGUUCAGAUGGACGGGGAGCACUUACCGGCUUGUCUGGAAAGAGUUCAUCAUUUACACCAUGGCGUAUAUAGGACUUUCAAUUGUGUACGAUUUUGCACUGGAUGACGAUGGCAAAAAAGGAUUUGAAGAUAUUUCGGCCUACUGUUCCAAAUAUACCUCAUCCCUGCCUAUUAUUCUGCUGCUGGGUUUCUUCACAUCAACUUCCAUGCAGCGAUGGUUUUCACUCGUGCAUUCCAUGCCCGGAACUACAAGAGUUAUAGCCAGUUUUGUCAUGUCAAUCAAAGAAGGUCAGCCAGAAGGUUAUCAAAUAGUGGAGCAAUACUCACGUUGGAUCGUACUAGGUUGGGCGUUAACUUUUCGUCUCAUCUGCAAACCGUUGAAAAGAGUAUUCCCCACCCUAGUGUCGCUCGAGAAUGCUGGAUUAUUGCUGCCACAUGAGCGAUUGCAACUCGAAAGUGAGAUCGCUUCCAACCAUCCUAUAGUGGUUGUACAGUGGAAUCUUGCCCUGUUGAAACGAUGUAACCGACAAGGAAUGUUCAUGGAUUUCUCCGAUUACCAGCGCAACCAAGAUAAUUUGAUGACAUUUAAGAAAAGUUGCGGAGACACAAUCAAAUUUGCUGCUAAAAAUAUCCCGUUUGCAUUAAUUCAAGCCGUAACAAUUACCGUUUACUCCUAUGGGUUAGCAUCAUUAAUGGCGCGUCAACUGACUGAUGAGCAUACUCCAACUUCGUUCACCAUAAGGUACUUUCCUGUCCUCAACGCGUUUCAGUAUUUUCUCUAUUACCUGUGGUUGCAAUUUGGUCGAUUGGCAGCCUAUCCUUUUUCAGAUGACGAGAACGACAUUGAUAUUAAGCGACUCCUGCAAGCCCACGUAGACGAUGCUGUCCGGUGGCAAUCACUUUAUUCUUCGCCUGGUUUGACAGAGCAGAUAGUGUCGCAUUCCCUUCAUAAUUCUUCACACGAAUGGAUGAAUCUUGCAUGUCCGAAAGCACAAAGAGGCCUCAUAAGCGAACCCUUGGCAAAUGGCAACAAUCAAGAAAGUGCUCUUAUGUAACCUUAAACUGAAUUUUAUUUCUUUUUGUUACAUACAUAACUUUACUCCUUUCAAAAGAGACCACACGACUGUAAAUACAUGCAACGUUUUUUCCAAG
Daphnia magna is the source of this 1399-nucleotide messenger RNA. RefSeq names its product bestrophin-2. The transcript is spliced from 10 exons. The record is from RefSeq and is a predicted model, not a curated record. NCBI's taxonomy places the organism in Eukaryota, Metazoa, Arthropoda, Branchiopoda, Diplostraca, Daphniidae. The coding region runs from base 190 to 1302 and encodes 370 amino acids. Gene Ontology annotation, molecular function: chloride channel activity.